AUGUCGGCAUCAUCUUUACUUUUAUUUCGUCAUGCCAUUAAAUUUCAUUCCAUUCGUCAAUUUCAUAUAACAUCACGUGUAUUCCAACAACGUUAUUAUACAAAAAAACAUGAAUGGGUACAAAUGAUUGAUAAUAAAAAUGAAGUUCGAAUUGGUAUAAGUGAUUUUGCACAAAAUGCUCUUGGUGAUGUUGUUUAUUGUGAAUUACCAUCUGUUGGUACAAAAUUAAAUCGUGAUGAAACAUUUGCAACAUUAGAAUCUGUUAAAGCUGUUGCUGAUUGUUUUAUGCCUCUUGAUGGUAAAAUAUCAAAGGUCAAUGAGAACUUAAAAACUCAAGCUGAUUUAAUUAAUAAAAGUCCAUAUAAGGAUGGUUGGAUUGUACAAGCAAUAAUUGAAGAAAAAAAUAAAAAUAAUAUGGAAAAUAUAUUAAUGAAUGAGGAAAAAUAUAAAGAAUAUUUAGAAAAAAAUAAAAAUGCUGCUGAUCAUUGA
Molecule: messenger RNA, 489 nt
Organism: Rotaria sordida
Lineage: Eukaryota; Metazoa; Rotifera; Eurotatoria; Philodinida; Philodinidae
Source: the annotation of a GenBank genome assembly